CGAAUAAUACAAUUGUUCCUUGCGGCCCACAUAAAAAAGAAUAUUGCGUCUCUUCUCUAUAUAAAGGUGGGCAAGCAUGACAUUAUUGUUUUCAAGUGAGACAGUUAGUUGCUUGGAGUUCACAGAAGAACGUGAUAUCAGCUCAAGGAGAAUAUAAUAUAAUACCCUAUAAUUAAAGAUGGCCAGCAUUAAGCAAUGUAAAGAGAUGAUAGUGAAGUUCAGUAACAAUGUUCAAGCUACCAUUAGUGUUAAGCUCAUCAACGGAGAUGGAGAAGAUCCAGCAGAUGUGUAUGGAAGAAUAGCAGGUCGCUUCGGCAUCGGUUCUGAGUUUGUAUUAUUCGAUAAGAGCCAAAGUCAACGUAUUGAGGUUAGGCCUGAGGAAUUCAUUCCCUUAGAAAGGGAUGAGGUGGUUGUGCCUGCAGAAGCAAGCGAACUCGAGAUUACAGCUCACUUGAUGGAUUAUGAUACUAUUUCUCCUGACGAUGAAAUUGCAAACGGUAAAGCUGUGUUUCUAGUCAAAUCUGCCGGCCAAAGCGAUAAAAAACCCAUUGCUGGACAGUAUGGCUCUAUUGAAGUCAAUAUGUUUGGGGUUGAACCUAAUUGUGAUGGUUCCCAAUUAAUCUCGGUGCAGUGUUACUAGCUAGCUAGUAUAACUAAAUAAAACAUGGGUUCUCAAUCCCUGCACUAGUUUUCACAUUUCCUAUGCGAUCAUGUACUAUUUAAAUAUAAUAAUAUGUUUUUGCUUCGACAA
Beta vulgaris subsp. vulgaris (sugar beet) is the source of this 751-nucleotide messenger RNA. RefSeq lists its product as hypothetical. The transcript has 2 exons. Bases 179 to 640 code for a protein of 153 amino acids. The record is from RefSeq and is a predicted model, not a curated record. NCBI's taxonomy places the organism in Eukaryota, Viridiplantae, Streptophyta, Magnoliopsida, Caryophyllales, Amaranthaceae.